Molecule: messenger RNA, 3027 nt
Organism: Prunus avium (sweet cherry)
Lineage: Eukaryota; Viridiplantae; Streptophyta; Magnoliopsida; Rosales; Rosaceae
Product: transcription factor bHLH143
Source: RefSeq, a predicted model, not a curated record
UCUCUCUCUCUCUCUCUUUGUGUUUGCUGUGACUGUGAGCAGUGAGCAGUGAGCAGUGAGCUUUGGCCUUUCAGAUCCAUCCAAGCUUUUCAAUUUGCACUGAAAUUGGUGAAAUAUCCAUAGAAAAUCAAUUCAGAAGUUUGGAUAAUUCUAUAUCACAGAGAAGAGAAACAAUAUGCCUUGGUUGAGUCUGUCAGUCGACGUGUAUCGGAAAGUUGUGCACUUGAACUUAUAUUGCAGGGUUAUUCUGUAAAUUGUUCUGCAUUCCACUGAACUUUAAGUUCUUCAUCCUUUCGUCGAUUUUCAUUCAACUUUCCAUGGGAUCAAAUAAGUUUUUUCUCACUUCUCUUGAUAUUUAUAGGAUCAUCUGAAGCUAGAAAGCAAAACCUUGUUUGUCUCAAAGUUCAAACCCCUUUUAGUUUCUUUUAUAUUAUCCUCGCAGUAUAGCUCUCAUCAGUUGUUGAUCAUCAUAUCUAGCUUGGCCUUUAUUGUUCUUCUCUAUUACCAGUUAUUCAAUUUGUUUCUUACUCUCUAGUAAAGUAGAUUCCUCCAUUGCUGAUUUUAAUAUCUGGCUUAGUUGUGUACACAUUCUGCAAAUCGGGUAUCUGUUUAGUCUUCCCUCCAGUAUUCUUUUAGAUUGAGUAGUUUCAUCAAGGUUCAAGUGUAGUUAUGGUGUGCCAAGGAGCAAGCCAAACAAGAUUUCGGGCAUUGAAACAUGAAAAUGGGAUCGCAGGAAGACCAACAAUAAUAGUUAGAGUGAUUGCGUGCUUUCAACCUUUGCAGGAUUGCCAGGCUGAGUACUUUCGACAUCUGCUUAAGCCUGUUACGUAGAUUUAUUCAGGUUUUCAGUCAUUUUACCAAGCCGCAAGUUGUAGUAUUCUGUUCCUUUUUGUUUUCCAUUCUUGAAACGACCCAGAAAGUAAUUGAACAUUACAGGUCAAAGCACCAUCUAUCUCCUGUCAGGUGAUCUUUUUGGUUGGAUGGUUAAGGCAAACAACUCUUGGCUUUUCCCAGAGCAGAAUUCUGCUUGGCAACUGCCUAAUUUGAAUCAUAUGAGCAUGUUGCUUGAGCCCAAGCAACAGAAAUGUUUACCAUCAUCUACAAAUCAGGGCAUUUGCCCAUUUUCUGGACAUAUGGCAUUGCCAGGGUCUACAGUUUCUGGUGUUCAGGGUGUUAUGGCGAAGCAAACAAAUGAAGUUCAUGGGGUGCUUCAACAUUUACCUCCUUAUUUUCAGACCCUAUUUCCUCCACCAAAUUCUUAUCUUAAUGAAAAGCAGUCAGCAUUUUCUUGUGGAUUUGGUGGUCGCAUGGCUGUGCCAAAUGCAAAUCCAGGGUCUUCCCAGAAGGGAUUCUUCAUUUUUGAUCAGUCUGGGAAUGAAACAAAGCUAAUAUAUAAUUCUGAUUGCCCUCCUAGCCAGGAUCCACCCUUUGCCAGUAAAAAGUUCGUUUAUGGUUAUGGUUCACAUGAAGCAGGACUAACAACCAGCAUGGACCAAAUUCGUCCAACCGAGUACCUCUUGCAUGAAGAGAUCGGUGAGAAUCACAUUAUUGAAGAGAGUGAGAUGCAUGAAGACACAGAAGAAAUCAAUGCAUUGCUUUACUCUGAUGAUUAUGAUGAUGAAGAUAAUAAUGAUGAUGAUGACGGAGACAAUAAUGACAGUGAUUGUGGUGAGGAUGAUGAAGUAAAAAGCACGGGUCAUUCUCCAAUAGAUCUUCAAGUGAGUUAUGGAAAGAAAGAACAUGUGGAGGAAUUAACAGAGAAGGUCAUCAGUUCUGAUGCUUCAAACAAAAGGCAUAAAUUGCUCAAUGGUGGUUACAGGCAAUUAUCACCAAUGGAGACUGUUAUUAAUUCGAUACAACCGUAUGGAUCUCACGGGCACGGGAACAAUAUGGAAUCGAGCUACGGACUUGGCCAGACCCAAGGAGACGAAAUACAUUCUACUGUGGGUAAGAUGAAGUCCAAAAAAGACACAAUUCGUGAGACAAUUAGAGUUCUUGAGAGUGUGAUUCCUGGUACUAAGGGCAAGGACCCAGUGUUCAUCAUGGACAAAGCCAUAGAAUACUUGAAGUCUAUGAAGCUUGCAGCCGAAACUCUGGGAGUGAGCUUCCAUGAAGCAGCUGCGUUCCUUCCAAGCUAAGGGAAAAGGUGGCAAGGGAAGCCCCAGAAUUCCAGGCUUGAAUGAUUGGUGAAUUUGAAAUCGGCAAGGUAGCUUUGGUUUUGUGGGGCCCUUUCUCUGCCUUUUGGUUUCUCUUUAUAAAUAGCCGUGUAUAUAAUGGGCCAAUAAAGGAGGCAAAGCAUUGGGAUGAUAUUGCACGCUGGAGAUGAUCAAAGAAGGGUUAUGUUUGUUGACCAGAAAUCAUUAUCUUUUUGCUUUUUGGGUGUUUAAAGAUUAAGGAAAGUCACCAAAGACUUAAACGCAUGGGAGAUUUUAGUGGUGGGCUGUGCUGUAAAAUGAAGACCCCUGUGGAUUUAGUGCAUGCGCGUUAGGUAUAUCGGGCCCUACCUUUACCCCUUCUUUUCUUGUUGAUUUUAUUCUCUUGUGCUUUGCUUUCUCUCUCUAUUUUACCUCUCUCAGUCCCAUCAUGUUGGUAUAAGUUCUAAAGGUGAGAAAGUUUCUGGUGUGGUGGUGCUGAGUUGAGGUGGGGCCCUUUCUUCUGAUCAAAUAAUGCAGCAGCAGCAAAAGGUUAGAUUGUUUUACAUGUGGGUGUGGAAAGUAAUUGUUGUUGUUGUACAGUGAAAUGUAUGGGCUUGUGGUUAGGGAGAUCUCUAGUUUGAAUGUGGAGAUUUGCUUCUGCAGUGUGGUGCUUUUUCUGAGUUUGUCAGUAUUGUGUGCGAGAAUAAAUAAUUGGGGUGUGGAGGGAUAUGAUGGUGGUGGUGGUGGUACGUACUGCACACCUUAGCUGUAUUGUGGUUUGGAUGUGUCUUUUUAUGUAUGCUUGUAUGUGUAUUUGUGAGAGAUGAGAAUAAUGUACUGGGAUUCCUCUGUUUUUUGAGUUAUCCUGUGAUUUUUAUAAUGUGGGGGACAA